AUGGGCAGACACACCGUGCAAAAGUCUGCAGGGGUUCUUGAGUUAGAUGUCAUCUCACCAUUAUCAGCGCAGAUUUCUACACUGACCAAUCAAGUCAACCAGAUGAACUUGAGUAUCAACAAGCAACAGGAACAACUGAUUCAAGCUUUUUGUGAAAUAUGUGGAGAGGGGCUCACGAGCAACAUAUGCCCCGCAAACCCAGAGUCUCUUGCCAAUGCUCAAAACACUAGACCAGCUGGAGCUCUUCCAAGUGACACUGAGGCAAAUCCUAGGGCGGCCCUUCAUGUCGUGCCGUUGAGGAAUGGGAGACAACUAGAAGAAGUUCAGUCUAAAAAGAGGAAACAUGUGACUUUACAUGAGAGGCCAACCACUAUAGAAUCAACAUCAGAGAAUGCUAAGGAGCCAGAGAAGCCAGCUGGAGAGGCGGUUGACAUCUUACAAGAAGUACCCAAAUAUACAAAGUACAUCAAGGACAAUGUGGCAAAUAAAAGGAGGCUAACCGAGUUCGAGACUGUGGCACUCACUGAGGAGUGCAGUUCCAGAAUUCAAGGCAAGUUACCUCAGAAAUUGAAGGAUCCAGGUAGUUUCACUAUCCAAAUAUCGAUUGGUAAAUAUGCCGUUGAGCGAGCUUUAUGUGAUCUUGGAGAAAGCAUCAAUUUGAUGCUGCUAUCUGUGUUCAGACAGUUGGGGUUGGGUGAGCCACGCCCAACAACAGUUAUCUUACAGUUAGUUGAUCGCCCCCUUGCUCAUCCUGAGGGAGUGAUUGGAGAUGUGCUAGUUCAAGUGGGUUCCUUCAUAUUCCCUGCUGAUUUCAUUAUCCUAGAUUACGAGCCUGAUCAGGAAGUUCCAUUUAUUUUGGGGCAUCCAUUCUUAGCCAUGGGCCGAGCUAUUAUUGAUGUCUGCGAAGGAAGAAUGACAAUGAGAGUGGGUGAUCGAGUGGAGGUCUUCAAUGUUUAUAGAGCACUCAAGUUACCAGCCCACUAUGAAGAGUUAUUCAUGAUCUCUGUGGUGUAG
Nicotiana tabacum (common tobacco) is the source of this 1014-nucleotide messenger RNA. NCBI's taxonomy places the organism in Eukaryota, Viridiplantae, Streptophyta, Magnoliopsida, Solanales, Solanaceae. The record is from RefSeq and is a predicted model, not a curated record.